CUACGCUGUGCCCCCCUUUGGUAUGGCUUAUGGGGGAUCCAUACAGCCCCUCCGCCCGCCGAGUCGCGAGUCUGCAACUCUCCACCUCCACCAGCCAGACUUGACAGUGACCAGCCCUCCUCUCUCUCUGACCCAUUGCCCUCCCUGCGUCUAUAGUCAUUUUACCCACACACCCACCUCAUUAAUAGUCAUCCAAGUGUCCCUCCAUUCUCUUCUCGAUCAAGAAACAUAUCAUCUGCUUCCAUCCAGAAGCCCCCCAACUGUCUCUGUGAGAAUGGGUACCACAACAAUCUACAAGGCGACUUACUCAGGCGUACCGGUUUUGGAGAUGCCGUGCGAGGGUAUAGCAGUAAUGAGAAGGCGUAGUGACUCGUGGCUAAACGCCACCCAAAUUCUUAAAGUCGCUGGUUUCGACAAGCCUCAAAGGACACGGGUUUUGGAACGUGAAAUUCAGAAAGGCACGCACGAAAAGAUUCAGGGUGGCUAUGGCAAAUAUCAAGGAACUUGGGUGCCCCUGGAUAGGGGUAUUGAUCUCGCUAAGCAAUAUGGGGUAGAUCACCUCCUUUCUGCCUUGUUUAACUUCCAGCCAUCCUCGAAUGAAUCCCCUCCGUUGGCCCCUAAACACGUCACAGCCCUCUCCACACGAGUUAAGGUUUCCAAAGUUUCCGCCGCCUCUGCCGCUCGUGCCGCUCGUGCUGUUGUUCCCUCCCUUCCUUCCACUAGUGGUCUUGGCGGCCGCAACACGAAUAACAGCUGGUCAAAUUUUGAUUCCGACAAUGAGCCUGGCCUACCCCCGGCCGCUUCUUCUCGCGAAUCUAAUGGGAAUUGGGCCACACAGUCCAAGCUAGCACGCUCCAGCAAUUUGGCGCGUGCGCGCGCCAACAUCAAUAACUCUCAUCCUGAAGACCUACCCGUCCCAGCACCUGAUCAACUCCAAGCUAGCCCCCUGCCCUCUAUGCAAACCGCCGAUCCUGAAAAUGAUAACAGCCUGACACCAAGCGAACUCAGCUUACCUAGCAGAACCCCUAGUCCGAUCGAAGAUCUUCCACUCACCGUCAACACCGCAUCCUCACAAUCGACCCGGAAUAAGGGCAAGUCGCGUGAUCUUCCUGACGAUGAAGACUUGAGUCGCGGCCAGAAGCGCAAAUAUGAUACCAGCCUAGUCGAAGACACUUCCUACAGUGACGGAGCGGAUGAUCAAUAUAUCAAUGGCAAUCCAUCUAAUGCUGCCUCGGCGAAAUACGCAAAAUUGAUCCUCGACUACUUUGUAUCUGAAUCAAGUCAAAUCCCGAACUUCUUGAAUGACCCGCCAUCUGACUUUGAUCCGAAUGUGGUGAUUGAUGAUGACGGGCAUACCGCGUUACACUGGGCAUGUGCGAUGGGCCGGAUCAAAAUCAUCAAGCUUUUGUUGACUUGUGGGGCGGACAUAUUUCGUGCUAACAAUGCUGGACAGACCGCGUUGAUGCGCGCAGUGAUGUUUACCAACAACCAUGAUCUGAGGACGUUUCCGGAGUUAUUCGAGUCUUUCAGUGGCUCGGUCAUCAACAUUGAUAGAACUGAUCGUACGGUGUUUCACUACGUCAUCGAUAUUGCAUUGACCAAAGGGAAAGUCCCCGCGGCACGCUAUUACCUCGAAACAAUUUUAAGUCAGUUGUCGGAGUACCCUAAAGAGUUGAUCGAUAUCCUCAACUUUCAAGACGAAGAUGGAGAGACAGCGCUCACUCUUGCAGCCCGUUGUCGUAGCAAGAAACUCGUCAAAAUCUUACUCGAUCACGGCGCCAAUCCCAAAACAGCCAAUCGCGAUGGCAAAUCAGCAGAAGAUUAUAUACUGGAAGACGAUAAAUUUCGAGCACUCUCUCCGACGCCCUGUUCUUCUGGUCCGAUCCGCCAAUUGGACCAAAACUCGCCUGGGGGUACCAGUAAUCGCAGUGAUUUUGUCGACUUGGUCGACCCAGUUCCUAUAGAUUCCAACUUGAUCCCACAGCGCAGUCCGAAUGCAUCUCCCCCUCAUUAUUCAGAAACCGGACAGAGGGUUACUAAACAAUUAUUGCCUGAAGUUACCUCGAUGAUAGAAUUGCUAGCAACUACAUUCGACACCGAGCUACAAGAUAAAGAGCGAGACUUGGAUCAUGCGGUCGGACUACUGAGUAAUAUUGAAAAGGAAUAUCUGGAGGGACAAAGAAAGAUCUUGAAUUAUGAAAGAAUGUUGUCGGAUUUUGGGGAAAAGAAGUUAGCCUUAGGAGAUCUAGAAAAGGAAUUGAAUGACAAGCUAGGUAAACGGUAUAGGUUCGGUUGGGAAAAAUAUGUGCGAGAUGAAGAAGAGCGGGCGAGACGGAUCACAGAGCAACGAUCGAAAUAUCUCCAAGAGCUUUCCAUUGAAGAUCGAAAACUGUUAGAUAGUUCAAAUCUCAGAUUUGCGGACCCUUCAAAACAAGAAGUCUUGAUGAAACUGCAAGCGGAUGAACGAGAGAACUCAGACUUGUUAAACUUGAUAAGGACCAACUCGACUGAUGUGGAGAGUGAAUGUGAUCUACUGAGAGAAAGUGUGCAAAAGUUGAGCGAAGAGAGAGAGAGACUGUUCAAAGAAUUCAUCAACCUUUCGAGCGAAAACACGGGCGGAGAGAAUGAGGAAGACGAUGGGGCAAAUCAUACGAGUGCGAAUACCAGUCGGUUGAAUAACUACAGAAAGCUCAUCAGUUUGGGAUGUGGAGGGAUCGGUCUAGAUGAAGUCGAUGAAGUGAUCGAAAGCUUGAAUGAAGGGAUCGACGUCAACGAACUCAAUGAUAACGGUUUCUUGACUGAACAAGACGAAGAACUAGGAAAUCAUCAAAACUACCACAACAUUCACACCCAAGGCAGAUAGAACUAUCAGCUUCGGAUCCGAUCACCAUUCCAAUCAUCCUGAUUCAAGACAUCCUCAAGCAAGUCUUCAAAUCCUGGUUAAUCAACAUGUACAUUGUUUUUCCUCGUAAUCUGCAGCGCCAUAAUCUUGUAUGCUUCUGUUCAAAUCAUAAAAACCAGCCGUUCAGCAUUCCAAAUUCGAGUCAAUAAUUUAAAAAAUAUUUUUUUUUUGAUUGACUCAGACUAAUAUCACCAUCAAAACCAACUACAUAAUUCAAGAUAAUCAAUGCACUAAGAAAAAAAAAUUGUUGUUUUUUAAUUAUAAAUAUAUGUAUGUCUUUCUGCUUUACAUAUCCCUGUUAAUUUAUGUUUUGUUUGUCUUGAAUGUUCAAUGUCUUAC
Molecule: messenger RNA, 3241 nt
Organism: Puccinia graminis f. sp. tritici CRL 75-36-700-3
Lineage: Eukaryota; Fungi; Basidiomycota; Pucciniomycetes; Pucciniales; Pucciniaceae
Exons: 5
Coding region: 23-2863 (946 amino acids)
Cellular component (GO): SBF transcription complex; MBF transcription complex
Molecular function (GO): transcription regulator activity; DNA binding; protein binding
Source: RefSeq, a predicted model, not a curated record